AUGUUGUCUUUCAUCGGCGUGGAACCUGUGGCAAUGGAAGUUCUCUUAGCCAUGAACUGUAUCAUUGUCUCCAUAGUGAUAGGCAUUCUCGGCAUCAUCGGCAACAUCAUCAACAUCAUCAUCUUCACCAGACAAGGAUUCGACGACAGCAUCAACAUAACCCUCAUGGCUCUGGCGAUCAGUGACCUUGGUGCCCUCAUCGCCAGCGAGGUCAUGGCUUUCAUCGCCAACCCUUGGUUCUUGACGUCCAAUUUACCCCUCGUCACGGUGGAGUUUGUACACAUGGUCGCAUUUUACCCCCACAACUACUGUAUUCGCGUCUGCGGGUUCAUCACGGCCUUCGCCGCCUUUGAGCGGUGCCUGUGUGUGUCCAUCCCGCUAAAAAUAAAACAAAUCGUCACCCGGAAAGUGACGUUCCGGGUCAUUAUUUUUAUCUUCCUGAUCACUCUCCUUGACAUGUUGCCUGUUUACUACGUGGCGUAUUUGGAUUGGAUAGUUCUCCCCGGCUCAAACUCUUCAAAACUUGGAAUGGUUUUCCGGGAAAAUCCUUACAACGUGUUUGGAGUCUCGUAUUUAAUCACAGACAUGUUCAUUCCUUAUUUCACUUUUUUUAUAAUCAUCCUCAGUAACGUUAUCAUUGCUUGGAAACUGAAAGCCCGAUACACAUGGAGAAAAUCUAUAACAAAGACACACUCUGAUAAAGGAGAAGGGAUAUCAAAUAAAGAGAAAAAAACAGUUCUAACUCUUGUAGUCGUGUCUAUUAUUUUCAUCGUGUGUCUGAUGCCGCAGUCGGCUGUUCUGACUGUAGUCAGUCAGGUACCAGAGCUUAGCAUCAGGGGAAGUAAGUUUGACCUGACCAUCCUGUGUCUGAGCUUCGCCUACGUGCUGGAGUGCCUAAGCUCCAGUGUCAACAUCGUCGUGUACUACAAGAUGAGUUCAAGGUACCGAGAGACCUGCAUGCUGUUUCUCUCACACAAGUCCUGGCUCAGGAGAAAAAAAUUACAUUUCUAA
Messenger RNA from Physella acuta, 1011 nucleotides. RefSeq names its product neuropeptides capa receptor-like. The record is from RefSeq and is a predicted model, not a curated record. Gene Ontology annotation, biological process: G protein-coupled receptor signaling pathway. NCBI's taxonomy places the organism in Eukaryota, Metazoa, Mollusca, Gastropoda, Physidae. Gene Ontology annotation, molecular function: G protein-coupled receptor activity. Gene Ontology annotation, cellular component: plasma membrane.